Messenger RNA from Phanerochaete carnosa HHB-10118-sp, 795 nucleotides. RefSeq lists its product as uncharacterized. The record is from RefSeq and is a predicted model, not a curated record. Gene Ontology annotation, biological process: proteolysis. The transcript is spliced from 3 exons. The coding region runs from base 1 to 795 and encodes 264 amino acids. Lineage: Eukaryota; Fungi; Basidiomycota; Agaricomycetes; Polyporales; Phanerochaetaceae. Gene Ontology annotation, molecular function: glutamic-type endopeptidase activity.
AUGUACUUCGCCAUCUCCCUUGUCUUGGCUCUCGCUGCCAUGACAGCUGUCUCGAUGCCGCCCCCCAAGGGCCGGCGCGAGGACGGCAUCGCUCGUCGUAGCUUCACUGGCCGCUCCUUCAGCCGGGGCUUCAAGGCACGCGACGACCCUCAACCCGUGCUCAACCCAUUCACGUCUGGCGCCGUCUUGAAUGCGACAGCAGGCACGAUCACAGGUGUCACCGAGUCGUUCGUGAUCCCGAACCUUAGUGUGCCUGAGGGUCAGGACCCGACUGUCGCCUACACCAUAGUCAUCGAGCUCGGCAUGGAUUGGUACAACUGCCCGACCGGCGGUAUCCUGGCUGGUAUUCAAUCCGUCAUUGACAACGGCACAGUGACCAAUAGUGCCUUUUUCCAGGCCUUCCCUGAAUCUGCAUCCAUCGUCGUCUUCCCGGACUUUAGCGCCUCAGUGGGAGACAGCAUCACGACAAGCGUCACUGCGACGAACGCGACGUCGACCACGGUGAUCUUUGUCAACCAGAGCACGAACCAGACCGUCUCGCAGGUCGUCACUACCGGUACUCUGUGCCUGCAGGAAGCAGACUGGCUCCUGGAGGACCUCCAGACGGACGGGGGAGCAGGGUCCGGAAUCCCCUUUGCCGACUUUGGCGUGAUCAACAUCACCGGUGUAUCUGCCCAGACCCCGUCAGGUCCUGUGGGGCUCGCUGGCGCGACCAUUUUCGAAAUGGAACUGAACAACACCGCUCUUACUUCCGUCUUGGUCUCGAACUCGACCAUCGAUAUCACCUACCUCUAA